Messenger RNA from Ruditapes philippinarum (Manila clam), 1279 nucleotides. Its product is annotated as transcription factor SPT20 homolog. Lineage: Eukaryota; Metazoa; Mollusca; Bivalvia; Venerida; Veneridae. Bases 164 to 1279 code for a protein of 371 amino acids. The record is from RefSeq and is a predicted model, not a curated record. The transcript is spliced from 4 exons.
AUUGUUCUUUCAUGUAUACUAUCCUGAUUAAAGAAUUUAAAAACUUUUUACGACAACCAGAACUAGGCUUGGCUCCGACGAUGGCUGAAAAAUCCUCUGUUCGCAGAAAGAGUUAAGCAAAAAAAUCAUUUAUUGCGGAGGUCACGCGAUAUUUCCUUAGAAUAUGUCUCUAUUACCAGCCCUUGAAGAAACUGAGAAGAGUGCAGGGCAUGGCUGGAAUACUUCAAAUAGAUUUGGCAUGGAUACACCAUCAGGUGGAGGGAAACAGUUUGAUUACCAUCACUUAAUUAGUCAAAAUAACACAGGAGAUGUGCCAGAUGCUCUUGUAGAGGAAGAGGUGAUUCUAGAAAACAAUGUUCAAGGGGAGGAGCAGGGGCAGCAACAACAACAACAACAGUUAGCACUUCAACAACAGCAGCAGCAACAAAGUUUGAUUGUGAAACAGCAACAACAAUCACAACAAAAGUCACAGCAACAGCAGCAACACUUAACCCAGCAGCAACAGUAUUUGCAACAGAAACAGACCAUGUUGCAGAACCAGAAAAGAGGCAUACAACAGGCACAGAACAGGAAGCAACCUGCUCAACAGAAAAUGUUGUACACGGUCGUCCAUUCAGGGAAUCAGCAUCAGCAGCAGGUAUUGGUAUCGAACAAAUCUGUACGCCAGCCUGGACCUCAGCAGGCGGGACAAAGUAUCUUGAUUCAGCAAGGGCAAAACAGGCCUGUAGGAGUCCAGCAACAGUCUUUGCUAAACAGCAGUUGUAGUGCUUCAGAGGAAGAAAUUAAUCAAAAACUGUUACAGACUCAGAAAGAAAUCGAGGAAAAUGAUAAAAAACUGGUCUCGCUAGGGCUUCAGCCUCACAUGUCGCCGCCAGUGAUUUCCACACAGUCUGAGUUUAAUUCACAGCAACAGAUAUUGAAUAAUUGUGAUUAUCUCGGAUCAAUAAGUGCUCAGAGUCCUGCAGGUCAGCUUGACACUGGAGGUAGAAUUCGCCAGAUUUUAACACAGCCACAGGGUUCAACAACUCAAAGGAAAGUGGAUAUUAAUUUUCCGGACAGUAAUGGUGGUUAUCCGGCGAAUACGAAUCAAAGAAUAGCACAAGGUGUACAGGGUCAUCAAAAAACUCAAGUGAUAACGGUCUCUGGCCGUGGCCUAGCUCUCAAAUAUUUCUCAUCCCAACAAAGAACUCCAAUAAAGCAAAGUGUUAUGCAGAUACCGGUGCAAGGAAAUCAAACUACCUCUACCUCGUACAAAGUCCGGUACAAAGUCAGUCUGUAG